This is a messenger RNA of Seriola dumerili (greater amberjack), 3136 nucleotides long. RefSeq names its product beta-secretase 1 (gene bace1). Gene Ontology annotation, cellular component: trans-Golgi network; membrane; endosome. Gene Ontology annotation, molecular function: aspartic-type endopeptidase activity. Bases 526 to 2109 code for a protein of 527 amino acids. The transcript is spliced from 9 exons. The record is from RefSeq and is a predicted model, not a curated record. Gene Ontology annotation, biological process: membrane protein ectodomain proteolysis; amyloid-beta metabolic process. NCBI's taxonomy places the organism in Eukaryota, Metazoa, Chordata, Actinopteri, Carangiformes, Carangidae.
AGGAGGAGGAGGAGGUGAAAGACUGGAAGGUUGAGAACAGAAUGAACGGGUCGGGAAGGGGGAAGGAUGCGGAUUAUGGUAGCCUGACUACCGACGAUGGUUUCGGUCGUUUGACAUAAGGAUGUGUGGAGAAAACGACACAGGCCUGCGGUUUGAUCAUACACGGCGAACGCACGCAGGGACAGCCUGUAAUUUACGCGUCGCCGCAAAUUAUCUGUGACACCGAGGGUUGCAUGGCUUAGCUGUAAGGGGUGGUUUCCAGCGUAGCCUAUGUUGAAUUUACAUGUUACUUUGUCGUGUUGUCUUCUCAACAAGUUAACGUCAAGACAACCGGAGUAAAAACACAGUGACCUCGUAUCUCUUCAUAUUUGCGGUUCAACUGCUAACAUGUUUUUAGCCGUCAUUUUAGCAUCAUUGCCACCUGAUCUCCCCUGCUCUGCCGCUGCAGGUUUGAUGUCAAACUGAACGGAGCUCCGUGAGGUCAAAACCAAACAUACCAAAAAUACAACUUUACCGUGUUUCAACAUGGAGGCGUCGACGUUACAGCCUCUCCGGCUGACAAGUCUCUUUAUAUGGACGACUUUGUGUUGGCUCGGCAGCGGUCAAUCCGCGCCGGACGCCUCGGGCCUGCCUCUAGCCAUCCGCGUGCCACUGCGGCAAGGCGCUCGCGCUGAACAGUCACCGUCGUUACCACCUGCAGCGGCCGAGGCUGCUGCCUCGCGGGGCAACACGGGGAGGUAUCCGGCGCGCAGGCGGAGAGGAGCGGCACCGGGCGGGAUCAGCUUCGUGGACAUGAUUGAUAACCUGCGUGGGAAGUCCGGACAGGGAUACUACGUGGAGAUGGCCGUGGGCUCUCCUCCGCAGAAGUUGAACAUCCUGGUGGAUACAGGAAGCAGUAACUUUGCUGUCGGAGCGGCUGCUCAUCCCUUUCUACGCAGAUACUACCAUCGUUCACUCUCCAGCUCGUACCGUGACCUCGGUAGGAGCGUUUACGUUCCUUACACCCAGGGUCGCUGGGAAGGGGAGCUGGGCACCGACCUGGUCUCUGUUCCACACGGCCCCAACGCCACGCUGCGUGCCAACAUCGCUGCAAUCACCCAGUCAGAUCGCUUCUUCAUCAAUGGAUCCAACUGGGAGGGAAUCCUGGGACUGGCCUACGCUGAUAUAGCCCGGCCUGACGAGACAUACGAGCCUUUCUUCGACUCUCUGGUUCGUCAGACUCCUGUCCCCAACCUCUUCUCUCUCCAGCUGUGUGGAGCCGGCUUCACCCAGAACUACUCCCUGGGCAGCGCUACUGUUGGCGGCAGCAUGAUCAUUGGAGGAGUGGACAUGUCACUGUACGUAGGAGAGCUUUGGUACACUCCCAUCCGCAGGGAAUGGUACUAUGAAGUCAUUAUUGUGCGUAUUGAGGUUAAUGGACAGGACCUCAACAUGGACUGUAAGGAGUACAACUAUGAUAAGAGUAUUGUGGACAGUGGCACCACCAACCUUCGGCUGCCUAGGAAAGUCUUCCAGGCUGCAGUCAAGGCCAUUGAGGCAGCCUCUUCGACUGAACAGUUUCCCUCUGGGUUCUGGCUUGGGGAGCAACUGGUAUGUUGGCAGGCCGGCACCACACCCUGGCACAUCUUCCCAGUCAUCUCCCUCUACCUGAUGAGUGAAAACCGCAACCAGUCCUUCAGAAUCUCCAUCCUACCGCAGCAAUAUCUGCGGCCAGUAGAGGAUGUGGCUUCAGCCCAGGAGGACUGCUAUAAGUUUGCUGUAUCCCAGUCUAGCACCGGCACAGUGAUGGGGGCCGUCAUCAUGGAAGGCUUCUACGUGGUCUUUGACCGUGAGAAGAAACGAAUCGGCUUUGCUGUUAGCACCUGCCAUGUGCAUGAUGAGUUUCGCACAGCCUCUGUAGAGGGCCCAUUCCACGGCGUUGACCUGGAGGACUGCGGCUACAACAUCCCCCAGACGGACGAGUCCACCCUUAUGACCAUCGCCUACAUCAUGGCGGGAAUCUGCGCUCUCUUCAUGCUGCCGCUGUGUCUCAUGGUGUGCCAGUGGCGCUUCGCCCGCUGCCUCCAUCCACACGGGGACUUCGCUGACGACAUAUCGCUCCUAAAGUGAAGAGGGGAAAACAAGGGUCAUAGAGACCCACAGUUGAAACACAGGACAGAUAUGGACUGUGGUAAACGGGGUGUACUGUAUUACGUUACAAAAUGUUGGUGCUGUUGAAGGAGAGCUUUGAAAUGGUUUUUCAGGAAUACAAUAUAUACAGUAUAGAAAAUGCUGACUUCCGGCAUGUGAGGAUAACUAGAGCCAUUGCUAACCUGAAGGACAAACAAGGAUGUCAUCAGCGUCAACUUCGUCGGUUUACGCUACCUAUGCAGAUCAGCAUGGUUAGAGGAACAGAAGUUGGAAAAUAAAGUCAAAUAUGAAACACAAAAUCAUGUCUUUACUAUAAAUAGUGUAUAAAUAGACAACAGAGAAGGACUGGAUUUGGAAUUUUGAAAGAUUUGUCUCUUAAUAUUACCGACAGACUCCAGAGUGAUUUGGGAUUUGAGGAAAAUUUCAAGAGCAAACACUAAAUUAGGAUGUGAGGACAAGAUGUGAAACCAUCAUGUUGUCGGAUGUGUUUUGCUAUGGUAUGAUUUGAACAUAUGAGCGUGUGGUUACAUGCGUGCGUUUAUAGACCUAUUGUUUGUGGCUUGUGAGUGAAUGAAACAAGUUGAUAUGUGUGAGCAUGCCUGUAUGUGUGCACAGCUGUACUGUAAGUGAAGAGUAUACCGAAAGACUUAAUGAAAAUGAUACUUAUGAAGAUGAAACAUGAUAGUAGCAUCUACAAAAUUACACUGUUUGGCAAAUGCCAGCAAAAAAAAAAAUCUGCAAUGCAAAUCAAGCAAAAAGAGGCUAAUUUGAUGAAAUAUCAGAUUGUAACAGCAUUUACAGUAAAAAGUCAGUUUUGCUUAGUGUGAGACUGAGACUUCUGAACACAGUCAAUAUCAGAUGUCACUUUUUCUUCUUAUAUUGAUAACAUAAAUCCAUUGUACAGGAAAUGUGUGCAAUCCAGAUCUUUUUGCAAAGGCACACAACACAUACGCACACACGCACACACACAUGCACACACACACACACACACACACACACACACACA